GAUCGGGGCGAAUGAGAAGUAGUUUAGUAGAUACAACUAUCAACUAUCAUGGAAAAGGAAUUUGAUGCAAAGCUCAGUUUUAAUUCUUCCAAUGGCGGCAACGAACAGAGAUCUAAGAACUUCUCUUUCAGGGCUCCACAAGAGAAUUUCACCGUCAAUGACUUUGAAAUGGGCAAGAUCUAUGGUGUGGGAUCUUAUUCCAAGGUUGUUCGAGCUAAGAAAAAGGACACGGGCAGGGUGUAUGCAUUAAAAAUCAUGGACAAAACGUUCAUAAAUAAAGAAAAUAAAGCAGCAUAUGUGAAUUUAGAGCGGAUUGUAUUAGAUCAGUUGGAUCAUCCUGGGAUUGUUAAGCUGUGUUUCACUUUUAAAGAUAACUUCUACUUGUACAUGGCACUUGAGUCCUGUGAAGGUGGAGAACUUUUUGACCAAAUAAUCAGGAAGAGCUGUUUAUCAGAGGAUGAAGCUCGAUUCUAUGCAGCAGAAGUUAUAGAGGCUCUGGAGUACAUACAUGGCAUGGGAGUGAUACAUCGAGAUAUUAAACCAGAGAACCUGCUACUGACUUCAGAUGGACAUAUUAAGAUUGUCGAUUUUGGUAGUGUGAAGCCCAUGGAAAAUAGUCGAGUUACAGUCCUCCCAAAUGCAGCAUCUGAUGACAAGGCUUGCACCUUUGUUGGCACAGCUGCUUAUGUGCCACCUGAAGUUCUAAAUUCUUCUCCAGCAACUUUUGGAAAUGAUCUUUGGGCACUGGGGUGCACUAUUUACCAGAUGCUUUCAGGAACUUCACCCUUCAAGGAUGAAAGCGAAUGGCUUAUUUAUGACAGAAUUGUUAAAAGAGAUAUCAGAUUCCCUGAUUGCUUCUCAAAUGAAGCGAGGGAUCUUAUAGACCAGUUGCUGCAUAUGGAUCCCAGAAAAAGAGCAGGUGAUAAUCGAGAUGGUUAUGCUUCUCUCAAGCAACAUCCCUUCUUUCGUGGAAUUGACUGGAAAAAUCUAAGGACUCAAACCCCUCCAAAGCUAGCUACAGAGAAACAUUCUCAUUCAAGUGACGGUGAAGAUGGUCAAACGGCUUGGAAUCCAUCACAUGUUGGUGAUGGUUCGAGCAAGCAGGUUGAAGGAGGUGGAGGAGGCUCUGCAUCACCUUCUGAGUACAGCAAUUUAACUCGGCUUGCUUCAAUUGACUCAUUUGAUUCAAAAUGGCAACAGUUCUUAGAACCUGGGGAAUCGGUUCUCAUGAUCUCAUCGGUGAAGAAACUUCAGAAACUAACGAACAAGAAAGUGCAACUUAUCCUUACUAAUAAGCCAAAGUUAAUCUAUGUCGAUCCUACAAAAUUUGUGGCUAAAGGGGAUAUACUCUGGUCUGACAAUCCUACUGAGCUUAAUAUCCAAGUCACGUCUACUUCACAUUUCAAGAUCUUCACUCCGAAGAGGGUUUUAUCAUUUGAGGACACAAAGCAGAGAGCUUCUCAAUGGAAGCAGGCUAUAGAGGCUGUUCAAAAUAGGUGAAGCGUAUAUCCUGUUAAUGAAGUUAUGCAUUCUUUUUUUAUGCAACAUUCUUGUAGAGGAACAAGUCAAAAAGUUCAUGCAGUUAUUGGUGGAAAGAGAUUAAUUAUUUUUUGCGGAAACAAGCCUUCGCAGUACAGUCCUAAGACACGAGAUUGUGGUCUUGACUCCAACUAUUGUAUACAACCGUUAAGAAUCACAGCUCUUGUAUUUGAAUCUAAACAUGUUUGAAGGCAAAGUGGGAAAGUAUGAUACAUCAUGGAUGCAAGCAAAACAGUUUUAUUUUAUGGCAAGUUCUCAGUUUUGACUA
Impatiens glandulifera is the source of this 1807-nucleotide messenger RNA. RefSeq names its product 3-phosphoinositide-dependent protein kinase 2-like. The record is from RefSeq and is a predicted model, not a curated record. Gene Ontology annotation, biological process: peptidyl-serine phosphorylation; intracellular signal transduction. The coding region runs from base 49 to 1500 and encodes 483 amino acids. Gene Ontology annotation, molecular function: protein serine/threonine kinase activity; ATP binding. The transcript has 10 exons. NCBI's taxonomy places the organism in Eukaryota, Viridiplantae, Streptophyta, Magnoliopsida, Ericales, Balsaminaceae.